Molecule: messenger RNA, 1716 nt
Organism: Morone saxatilis (striped sea-bass)
Lineage: Eukaryota; Metazoa; Chordata; Actinopteri; Moronidae
Gene: ggt1a
Product: gamma-glutamyltransferase 1a
Biological process (GO): peptide modification; regulation of inflammatory response; regulation of immune system process
Cellular component (GO): plasma membrane
Molecular function (GO): glutathione gamma-glutamate hydrolase
Source: RefSeq, a predicted model, not a curated record
AUGUACGUGGCGCCUGGCUCGGAUGAAGGAGGAAUGCUCCGGUUGCUUCAGUCCUCCUCUGUCGUCCCGUUGUUGGCUGCUGUUGCGUUGGCUGCUCUACGCUGGGGGGCUGUUUUAAGGGCGUUUGUGCAGACGAUGGAGCGUUUCCGACCGAAUGCCCUGCAUCUGGUGCCGCUGCACGUCUUCUCCUCCAGCUCAGAACUUGCCCUCCAGUGCAGGAAAAUGGUUGGGAAGUCCCUGAUUGCUGGUCUGGUGGUCCUUCUGGUGGCUGCGGUGAGCCUGUUCCUGGGGGUGUUCAUGGGCUUGGGGAAGAGAAACACGCCUCCCCCCCUGGACCACUUCUACUCGAAGGCCGCUGUGGCUGCCGACGCCGGAAAGUGUUCAGAAGUGGGGAGGGACAUCCUGAGAAAAACGGUGUCAGCCGUGGGAGCUUCCAUGCCGUUGCUGUGUGUCGGCCUUCUGAACGCUGCACAAGCAAUGGGCAUCGGAGGGAGGGCAUCUUCUUACCCCAUUUUCUACUCAACAGGAGGAGUAGAAACCAUCGACGCGAGGGAGACCGGCGCCGAUGACGCCACUGAGACAAUGUUUGCAACAACCGAAAAGCUUUCUCGCACCAGGUGGGAUUGUCCCAUCGAGCCAUUCCCGGGGGAUUCGCGGUUACAGAUGCGCACCAAGAGGAAAUGGCAGGCUGCCCGUGGAGGACUGUUCGAGCCCGCAUCGGCUUGCUCGCGACGCGAGGUGUUUUUGGUGAUUCUCAGAGAACAUCCUGAAGGAAAACAUAUUGUCAGAUUUCCAAAGCUGGCCGAAACGUACCCCAAAAGAAUAGCCGAGGAGGGGACCCGAUGUGGUUUCUAUAACGCUUCACAUGGGCAGAGCAUCGUCGAGGACAUCCAGGCGGCAGACCACGAGGCGUCCUAUACGGCAGAGAAGAAGACUCUGACGUAUCAUCGCAUCGUGGAGGCGUUUCGUUUUGCCUACGCCAAGAGGAGCCGACUGGGGGACCCACGUUAUCUCAAUAUCACUGAUCUCAUCCACAACAUGACCUCAGACUACUUCGCCGACGGCAUCAGGAGUAAAAUUACAGACGACACCACCCAUCCAGACAGCUACUACGAGCCAGACUACUUCGUCCCAGACAACCACGGGACGGCUCACCUGUCGGUCAUAGCCGAGGACGGAAGCGCCGUGGCCGCCACCAGCACCAUUAACCUCUACUUUGGUUCCAAAGUCAUGUCUCGAUCAACCGGAAUCAUUUUCAACGAUGAAAUGGAUGACUUCAGCUCACCGUACAUCACCAACGGGUUUGGAAUCCCGCCUUCGCCGAACAAUUUCAUCCAACCAGGCAAGAGGCCGCUCUCCUCCAUGUGUCCGACCAUCAUCUUCGACAAAGAAAACAAAGUGAAAAUGGUCGUCGGAGCGUCCGGAGGCACAAAAAUCACCACGGCCACGGCCUUAGUCAUUUUGAACUCCCUGUUCUUCAACUACGACCUAAAGAAAGCCGUGACGGAGCCGCGGGUUCACAACCAGCUCAACCCCAAUAUGACAGUCGUGGAGCAGGGCUUUGAAAAGAGCGUCCUGGAUGGUCUGGUCCAGAAGAACCACGUAACGCAGCUGCUGCGGACUCCGGACUCGGUGGUCCAGGCGGUGGUGCGGCAGGGAGAGCGUCUGUGCGCGGAGUCGGACCCCAGGAAAGGAGGCUAUCCGGCGGGAUACUGA